AUGGACAAGCAGGCCAAGAAAGGACCUUGGACGCCCGAGGAGGACCGGGCGUUGUUGGAACUGGUGGCGUUGCUGGGUCCUCAGAACUGGGUUCGGAUCGCGGCUCAGCUGCAGCAGCGGUCGCCGAAACAGUGCCGGGAACGGUACCACCAGAGCCUGAAGCCGAGCCUGAACAAGACGCCGAUCUCGGACGAGGAGGGCGCGGUGAUCGAGGAACUGGUGGGCCGGCUGGGCAAGAAAUGGGCCGAGAUCGCGCGGAUUCUGAACAACGGGCGGUCGGACAACGCCAUCAAGAACUGGUGGAACGGCGGCGCGAACAAGCGGCGCCGUGCCGCCGCUGUCGCGGCGGCGGGGCCGGCGGGGCCGGCGGUGGCGCCGCUGGCCCACCACCACCACCACCACGUCCUACCCACGCCUCACGCAACGCUCAACUCGAUCACGCUGCCCAGCCCCGUGUCGGGGUACAUGGCCGCGCAUUUGCCGCUGUCGCUGCCGCCGCCGCUGGCGCUGGGUGCGCCAGCGGCGGCCGCGUCGCAGUCGUCGUCGCCGCUGUCGUCAGCGGCGGCGGCGGCCUCUGGCUACGCGUUUCCGGCCCACCCGCUCGCGGGCCAGCUCACGGGCCAGCUUCUGACGCGUGGAUCGCUGCCGCCGGCGCUGCCGUCGCCGCUGCAGCAGCCGCUGCAGCAGCCGCCCAGGUCCGACGCGUCUGUCAUGACGCAUCGGUCGCUCACAGAUCCGUCACGCGAGGGCUCUGUGAGCUGCGACGCCGCCGCCACGUCCAGCAACGCAUCGCGCAGAUCCUCGACUGUGUUUUUCGACGCUGUGCCUGCGACGAAACGACGCGCCUCCCAGGCAAGCUCUUCACUCUCCUUCCCGCGAGCACACAGCAUAUGCUCUCCCGGAACGUCCCGAAGCGCCGAGUCCAGCAAAAGCAGCAUUUUUUCCGCGGCCGCCGCUGCCCCGCCGACCAGCGGCACCGACACCGGCGUUUCCAAGUCUCCUUCGUCCUCAUCCUGUAAAAAAGCCCUUUCCGAACAGCCGCACCCACAACCUUCGCCGCUGUUCAAGUCCGGAUUCAGUUUCGCCGACGGCAGCGGUCCGCUCACCCACAGCCCGAAAUCCUCAACAGACAGCAUGGAAGCCAAGAAAACCGGCUCCAGCAGCGCCAAACUCGAUUACCUGCUCAACGAAGACGGAUGA
Messenger RNA from Lachancea mirantina, 1200 nucleotides. Lineage: Eukaryota; Fungi; Ascomycota; Saccharomycetes; Saccharomycetales; Saccharomycetaceae. The record is from the annotation of a GenBank genome assembly.